AUGGUGAUGGACGCGUCCGCGGCGGCGGCGCCCGCGGCGGUGCCGGGCGCGCUGGCGGGGCCGGUGGUGGACGGCGUGAGCGCGCUCGACUGCAGCCCGCAGGGCCUGGCGGCGUUCAGCAGCGGCGCCGCCAUCAGCAUCGUCGACCUCGCCAGCAUGCAGCUCGUCCACACGCUCGUCGCGCCGCCGCCGCCGCUCGACCGCUCCGGGGGCCUCGCGGGCGGCGCGGCGGAGACCGCGGGCGUGGUAGUGCCGGUGACGGCGGCGCGGUUCAAGCCGGGCGGGCUGGACCGCGACCUCGCGCACCUGUCGAGCCUGCAGCUGGCGGCGGGCGACCGCGCGGGGCGCGUGGCGCUGUGGGAGGUGGGGGGGGGCGCGGGCGGGAGCGCGGGGGGCGGGGCGGCGGGGUCGGUGGACGCGGUGGAGUGGGUGAUGGGGCGGCCGUGGCUGCUGGCCGUGCUGCACGCCAGCUGCGCCGCCGUCGUCUGGGACCUCUCCUCCUCCGCCGCCGCCUCCUCCUCGCCCGCCGCCGCAGCCACGGCGACGCCACGUGUCAUCUGGCGGUACGACGGGUCGGCGUCGCCCACGGGCGAGCUGCUGGUGUCGCUGGCGCUGGACCCCCACGACCCGCGCCGCCUGUGCGUGCACGGCGCGCGGGGGCUCGUGCUCGCGCUGCAGGUCGACCUGGGCGCGCCGGGCAAGGGGGGCGCGGGAGGGAGCGGGGGUAGCGGGGGAGCGGGCAAGGAGAGGGGGGUGAGCAUCAAAACCACCACGCUGCAGCUGCCCCUGCCAGAGCUUGCCGGAGGGGGAGGCGGACCCACGGGGGCGGGAUCACAGGUGGUGGCGUGUGCGUUCGCCCCGCACACGCGUGACCUGCUGUACGCGGUGCUGCCGCGCGACAUCGUGUGCUUCGACCUGCACUUCGGGUGCGCCGUGGCGUCCUCCUCCCUGCCGCGCAGUGUGGCGCGCCUGACCCGCCUGCUGCUGCCGCCCUCCAGCGACGUGCUCUACUGCCUCCACGCCGACGGCAAACUCUCCAUGUGGCAGCGCCGCCCAGGCCGCCAGCUGUACAUGAUCCGCACGGUGGAGCCGCUGGUGCCCUUGCCCGGCAGUGCGGCACCGUCCCCGGGCAUCCUGGCGGCCAUGCUGUGGCCGCAGCCGUUCCGCGAGGCGCAGCUGGUGCUGCAGGCCGUGCCCGCCACCACUCCGCGCCCCAACGGCAGCCUGGGGGGCGGCGUGGCGGCGGGUGUGAGCUUGCACGGCGUGAGCAGCUGCCAGGUGGUGUGUGUGAGCGACGACAACAAGCUCUGGCACUGGCUCGCCACCACUGCUCCCGUGUCGGGGGGCAAGGGGGCGGUGAGGGGGGCUGGGGAUGGGGAGAAAGGGGACGGUGGGGACGGGGGGGCGAGGGGCGGACGGGGGAGCGGGGGGGCCGGAGGGGGGGGCGGAGAGGGCGGUGGUGGAGAGGGGGCGAGCGCAAUGGGCGAUGGCGUGGAGGUGGCCAUGAAGUUGGAGCUGCUGGGCAUGUUCCACGGCUUCUCCUCUGCGCCCACCACACUCUCCGUGCCCGCGCCCUCCCUCUUCUCCUGUGUGCCAGGUGCGUGCCACGCCACCCACUGCACUGCUGCACCAACCAGCUGUGCGCCACCCGUCCCCACGCUCUGCACGCACCUCUCACCUCCACGCAUUCGCCUCUCCAUCGACACCAGCUGUCUCCUCUUGCAUGUGUGCUGUGCUCCCACCUCUCCACCACCACUCCUUGCCCCGCACACCAGCUGUGCAGGGCUGAGCACGGCAACGGGGUCGCUGGCAGCAGCAGCGGUGCCGCUGGUGGCGGUGGCAACGCAGGAGGGCGGGGUGGAGCUGGUGGACACGGCGGUGCACGCCAUCGCCGCCUCCUUCCUGCUGCACCCCUCCAUGGUGCGCGGCGUGCGCUGGCUCGGCAACACUCGCCUCGUCUCCUUCUCCUUCCAAGAGGCGAAGGCGGGCGGGUACGAGAACAGGGUGGUGGUGACGUGCAUCCGCAGCGGCGAGUCGCGCCCCUUCCGCCAGCUGCAGCAGCCCGACAAGUCGCCCAUGCGCGGCCUCAGAGCCUCGCCCUCCGGCAGAUACCUGCUCAUCCUGUUCCGCGAUGCGCCAGCUGAAGUGUGGGCCAUGACUCGAACGCCCCAGAUGCUUCGCUCCCUCGCACUGCCCUUCACGGUGAUGGAGUGGGCGCUGCCGCCCGUGCAGAGCCCCACGCCGCUCGACCCGCACUCCGCCUUGCAGCGCCACAUGCACGACGACGACUUCCCAGCAUCGCCAACAUCAGCAGCGCUGCUGGCAGCAACGCCGCGCUCCGCGUCGGACCCCAUCGAGUCAUUCGCCUUCGCCCUCGUCAACGGCUCGCUCGGCGUCUUUGAGCUGCGAGGAAAGCGCGUGCGCGACUUCCGGCCCAAGUGGCCGUCAGCAUCGUUCGUGGCGGUGGACGUGCUCGUCACAGCCAUGGCUUACCGCACCCCCGUCGUCGCGCUGGGGGACAAGGCGGGCGUGCUGCGGUGGUGGGACGUGGCGUCGGGGGCAGCAGGCACACACGCACUCAACCGAGGGGCCAUCCGACGGUUGAGAUUCGCCCCCACGCUCGUGAACUCGAGCAGCUGCGGUCGGAUCGCCGUCAUGUUCAACGACUACACCUUCGCUCUCUUUGACCUGGACGAGGGAGAGUUUGUGGCGGGAGCGAUGCCCUCGGAGGCAGCGGCAUCGCUGCAGGUGCUGGAGAUGGACUGGCUGCCGCUGCAGGGGCCCUCGCCCACAGGGCCCUCUGCCGCCCGCCAGCUGCUGUGCGUGGCCGCUGCUGACGGCACCGUGCGCCUGCUCGACAUCGCCACCAACGCGCCACUGAAGCAGCCCUUGUACCGCCCGCCCGCCUCGCGCCUCGCUGUGUGGCACCGCUUCCGCCCUUCGCCACUCUGCUCCGUCGCCCUCAUGCCCGCGCCCUGCGCUCUGGCGUUGCGCCUGCUGCUACAGAUGGGCGUGCACCCCGCAUGGCUCGAGGCACCGCUGCCCCCGGGUGCCCAGGGGGAUGGGGGCGAGCUGGGCGAGGGGCAGGGCGAGGGGGAGGAGGAGGGGGGGGAGGAGGUCGGGGCAGGGGGCGAUCUGCUGGCGUACGUGGUGCAGCGGGGGCAGCUGCCAGGCGGAGUGGGCGACCCCGCCAUGGCGGAGGUGCUGCUCAAGGGGCUGCACCCCAUGCGCACGGCAGGGCAGCUGAUGGGGGUGGAGGCGGCGAGGGCGUACAGCAAGGUGUGUGGGGGCGGGGUGGCGGCGCGCUGUGCGUGUGUGGCGGCACACUACGGAGACAUCCAGGAGGCGCACUUCUGGCUGCUGCUGCCGCACGCCCUGCGCCUCCUCGCCCAGGCCAGCGGAACUGCCUGCACUGCCUCUCACGCGCUCUGCCUCCCCGCCGCUUCCCCUCGCCUCCCAACCGUCACCUCCCAAGCGUCCCCUGUGUGCUCGUCCUCGCCCUUCCCUUCCUUCCUCCCGAGCGCAUUGCUCCUCUUCACUUCAUCCGUGUCCGUGUCAUCUCACCUUUCUCCCCCCCUCCCCCCCUCCCCCUGCCCUCCCGUCCCCUCUCUCUCUGCGUGCCCCAUCCUGCCCGUGCAGGGUUCAGCGGGGCCGCACGCCUUCUGGCCGCCCGACUCUGCCGCGCCCGCCGCUGACGCUGGUAGUGGUGGUAGCGGCGCUGAUGGCACAGCAGGCCUGAGUGCAGCAGGGGCGGGCGGGGAGGGGUACGGCGAGGAGGCGGUGGGGGAGGAGGUGGAGGUGUGGGGGGACGAGAUGGGGGUGCGGCGCAUGGCGCAGGAGCGCAUCCACUGGCACAGCCAGGUCACGGGCGCUGAUGCUGCCAGCAAGCGCGUGCACGAGUUCAUCAUGGUGGGCGAUCUGGAGGCGGCGGUGACGCUGCUGCUGGCCACACCGUUCGACUCGCCCGCCUUCCACCGCGACGCCCUUCGCGCUGUGGCGCUCGCGACCGCUGUCUCGCCCUCCAUGCACCACCUGGCUGCCAAGGUGGUGGCGACGAACAUGGUGCUGGCGGGGGAGCCGCUCACUGCAGUGCACCUGCUCUGCUCCAUCGCCCAGUAUGCCGACGCCUGCACUCAGCUGCAAGCCAUUGGCCGAUGGGUGGAUGCAUCAACGCUCGCGGCUUGCCACCUGUCAGGCGCUGAUAGGGCCAAGGUGCUGCAUCGAUGGGCACAGCACACUCUUAAGAACGAGCAUGACCUGUGGCGUGCGGUGACGCUGUUUGUGGCGGCGGGCAGUCUGACAGCAGCACUGCGGGCGCUGAGGGAGGCCCACCAGCCCGACACCGCCAUGAUGCUGCUGCUCGCCUGCCACCACGCCCACGCCCGCCUCGCUCCACCCUCCCGCCGCCUCUCUGCCACCACCACCGCACCCGUGGCGAUCGGGCGGCACCUGCCGGCCGUGCCUGCCGGAGAGGGGGAUGUGGGCGGGAAGCAGGGCGUGGGGGGCGAGGGUGGAAUGGAGGGGAGGGAGGGGGAGAGAGGAGGGGAGGAAAGGGAGGGACGGGAGGGAGGGGAGGGAUGGAAGGGGGAGGAGGGAGAGGAGGGAGUGGAUGGGCCGCUGUGGCUACCGGGUGACUUGAGGACGCACGGGGAGGAGGAGGUGCAGGUGGUGUGUGGGCUCUUCUCUCAGCACCAGCGCUGGCUCGCUCACCUCUGUGCUCCACAUGGCUCCGACUGA
This is a messenger RNA of Closterium sp. Naga37s-1, 4737 nucleotides long. NCBI's taxonomy places the organism in Eukaryota, Viridiplantae, Streptophyta, Zygnematophyceae, Desmidiales, Closteriaceae. The record is from the annotation of a GenBank genome assembly.